Dreissena polymorpha is the source of this 332-nucleotide messenger RNA. RefSeq names its product CUB and zona pellucida-like domain-containing protein 1. The transcript has 3 exons. Lineage: Eukaryota; Metazoa; Mollusca; Bivalvia; Myida; Dreissenidae. The coding region runs from base 36 to 332 and encodes 98 amino acids. The record is from RefSeq and is a predicted model, not a curated record.
UUCCUUAAGAAGAAGACGUGUUUUUACUUGUGCGGAUGAACUCGGAUGAUAUCCACGUAAAAAUGAGGAUUGACAUGUGUUACGCCAAGCCGGAUCCAAACGCGGGAGCUGAUCUCACCUACACGCUGAUUAACAACGGGUGUGUCGCGGAUCCCUAUACUCAGAUCCUGCCUCAGGGAGCCCACGAAACCAAAUUCGUAUUCAACGCUUUCGAAUUUCCACAGGCUCAUGACUCCGUGUACAUUUACUGUACAGCGACCUUCUGUCAGACGAACAAUGCCAGCAGACGAUGUACGCAGACGUGUGUAGGGACGACCUCUAUCGUUGGAUGA